This is a messenger RNA of Cladophialophora psammophila CBS 110553, 363 nucleotides long. RefSeq names its product tubulin binding cofactor A. The record is from RefSeq and is a predicted model, not a curated record. NCBI's taxonomy places the organism in Eukaryota, Fungi, Ascomycota, Eurotiomycetes, Chaetothyriales, Herpotrichiellaceae. Gene Ontology annotation, cellular component: microtubule cytoskeleton; cytosol. Gene Ontology annotation, biological process: tubulin complex assembly; post-chaperonin tubulin folding pathway. Gene Ontology annotation, molecular function: beta-tubulin binding. The coding region runs from base 1 to 363 and encodes 120 amino acids. The transcript has 3 exons.
AUGCCCCCCUCUCAAAUCCAGAUCGCGACCUCGUCGCUUCAGCGGCUUUUGAAAGAAGAAGCCUCCUACUACAAGGAGCAGGAGCAGCAGGAGGCACGCAUCUACAAGUUGGAGAACGAAGCCAACGGAAGUGAUGAGAACCACGACUAUAAAUUGAGACAAGAGCGCAAAGCCCUCGAAGAAACCAAGAUCGUGAUCCCCACGCUCCGGGAUCGCAUCACCAAUGCGAGGGAGAAGUUAGAAAACCUCUUGGAUACGGCAACAAACGAAGACGAGCGGAACGCAGCGAUUGAAGUGCUCAAGGCGGCGAAGGAAGCUCAGAAGGACGAUCCAAUCGCCGGAGAGGAGAGGACUAUGUCGUGA